Molecule: messenger RNA, 4378 nt
Organism: Gasterosteus aculeatus aculeatus (three-spined stickleback)
Lineage: Eukaryota; Metazoa; Chordata; Actinopteri; Perciformes; Gasterosteidae
Product: D(1) dopamine receptor
Biological process (GO): G protein-coupled dopamine receptor signaling pathway; positive regulation of MAPK cascade; adenylate cyclase-activating adrenergic receptor signaling pathway
Cellular component (GO): plasma membrane
Molecular function (GO): G protein-coupled receptor activity; dopamine neurotransmitter receptor activity, coupled via Gs
Source: RefSeq, a predicted model, not a curated record
AUAUAUAUAUAUAUAUACACAAAUUGACACAAUUUUAACUCUAAGCUGGUGUUUCUAUUCUCCCAAUCUUGUCAAUGUGAAAUCAACACUCAACUCGGAAGUGUCAAAAAUGCUCAGUGUUAAAUACACUGUACAGUUAAACCCAACACCAUGGAGUGUGAAGUCCUUGACACUGGAUAAUGACUCCGGCUCUUUCGUACAAUUGACUCUGUAACAGCUGAAUCAACUUUUUGCAGCGUGAUUUCAACUCUGCACUUUUGCCAAACACCACAGAAUUAACUUUCGCUGUGCAGGUCGUGACCUGCGAGUUGGUCGCAGCAAAUGUUGUUAAGAUCACCAAAUAUUUUCACAGAAUUUCAUCCAUAGUAUUUUGUUUAACAUUUAUAUAUUCGGUGCACCAUUUUGAAUAUUCCCUAUUAGUUCACAUCCUCCUCAGUGCAGCUAUUCAUAACCCCCUCAAGUUAGUAAUAAAAGACAUACAAAAUAAACCUACAGACCGAUUCCAACACAUUGUGGCCUUUCCUUCUUGAGAAGAGCUCCAUUUCCAGUAGGAUGUAGGAUGGCUGAACAUUGUGCCUGAUGUGUUGCUGUCUUGACUGACGUCUGAUGUCCCAUGAAUGCUGUGCGGAAGUCCCUUUGGUCCUGGUGAGAAUGUUAACCGUACUCAGGAGUGUCACUGCAUGUCCGGUUUGGUGUGCUGCUCGUGCUGAUUUUGAAUAUUCUGUUUUUACUUUUUCAAGUUGGGCUACAGCCGGUUUCCCUGUUCAUCAAUAAAAGGAUAAAAAAGCCAGUCGAUGUGUCGAGCUUCAAAUAUCUGUUAAAGCAGAAAGCAGAAAAAGGAAGCGGAAAGGAAGUGAGGUGUAAAGAAUGACAUCAUCUUAUAUGACUUAUCCUCCUCUCAACCACGUGGUGUGAUGAACAUAUGAGUUAUCUCUCUCAAUGUUUAACUUAUGUUACUGUCCAGCAUUACCUUAAUUUGGAUCAUUCAAUAUGAUAAAUAAUCGUUCUAUGUGUAAUAUUGCGAGAUCACGUUGCAUUUUGCCACAGUGCUGAAUUAUAACGCGCUCCUUCGGAAAAGUGCUGAAAAAUAAAAAAAAGAAGGAGUGAUUCCUGCAGCCUAACGUCGCCCUGUCAACAUAACUAACUAAAUAAACACAAAAUCUCCUCUUGAAAAGGCCUUUGUCUCCUCUGUCAAACUUCUGUGCGCUGUGCGCGCUGUCGGGCACCAGCUGGCGGUGCGCGUGUUCACCGGAGUAAAUCUGCGCUGCGCUCGGAGCGGCGGCACAGAUCAGUCCGCAUGGAGCAGGAUGCGCGCUCAGCACUCUAAAGGGACUCUGUUUUUUCUUUUUUUUUCUCUCUUAAUGGAACGAACGGAUGGAUUUAUCCUCUUCAUUCUAGUCUGUCAGAUGGCGGAGCGCGGGACCGGGCGAUGACCAACACGACCGCCUUGGCUCUAGGAGCCGGCAGCCAGGAGGAGUUACCAAAGCACCGAGCGCUCACCGCCUGCGUCCUGGCGGCGCUCAUCGUCUGGACGCUUCUCGGCAACUUCACGGUGUGCGUCGCCGUCUGUCGCUUCCGGCACCUGCGCGCCAAAGUGACCAACAUCUUCAUCGUGUCCCUGGCCCUGUCGGACCUCCUGGUCGCCGUGCUGGUGAUGCCGUGGAAAGCCGCGGCCGAAGUUGCCGGCUUCUGGCCGUUCGGCGACUUCUGCAAGACCUGGCUGGCCUGCGACAUUAUGUGUUCCACUGCCUCCAUCCUCAACCUGUGCGUCAUCAGCGUGGACCGAUACUGGGCCAUCUCCAGCCCGUUCCUCUACGAGAGGAGCAUGAACAAGAAGGUGGCCUCUGUGAUGAUCGGCGUGACCUGGACGGUCUCCGUGGUCAUCUCCUUCGUGCCCGUGCAGCUGAACUGGCACCGCGCGGACGCGGAUGACCCCUCGGUGGGGGAGGUCACCGGCGGCGUCGGCGGGAGCUGUGACUCCAGCCUGAGCCGCACGUACGCCAUCUCCUCCUCCCUCAUCAGCUUCUACAUUCCCGUGGCUGUCAUGAUCGUCACGUACACCCGCAUCUACCAGAUAGCCCAGAUGCAGAUCCGGAUGAUAUCCUCCCUGGAGCGGGCGGCGGAGCACGCGCAGAAUUGCCGCUCGAGCGUACCUGAGCUGUGCCCUCACCUGUGCGCGGAAAUAGGCGCCAGCUCCUAUCAGUCGCGCGUCAGCGUUCAUCCCGAGUCUCGGCGCCCCGCGGAGUCGCACCGGGAGCUCAAGGUCUCCAUCAGGAGCGAGGCAAAGGUCCUCAAGACUCUAGGCAUCAUCAUGGGUGUUUUUGUGUGCUGCUGGUUGCCGUUCUUUGUGCUGAACUGCGCACUGCCCUUCUGCCCCGGGCCAAAGGCCCCGGGAUCCCGGCGCGGGCCCCACUGCGUCGACGAGAAAACCUUCGACGUCUUCGUGUGGAUCGGCUGGAGCAACUCGUCCCUCAACCCGGUCAUCUACGCGUUCAACGCGGACUUCAGAGACGCCUUCCUGCGCCUGCUGUGCUGCCGCGGGCGCGGCUGCCUGACCGCGGCGAGCGAAGCGGUGGGCACGGCGAUGGCGAGCAACGAGGCCGGACGCACGAGGCGCGAGAGCCGGCCGAGCGCCAAGCCGGACGUCUCCUGCGCCACGACGGUCCGGGGGAGCGAGGACAGCGGGAACGCCAACGUGACGGUGCUGUACCACAGGGGCACCGCGCCGGAGCCGGCGACGGACACCGAGGAGGGCCUGACGCGGAUACCGAUGUGAGAGACACCGCGCGUGGAAGGGACGCGGGACACGGCAGGCGGGACGCGUGAGCGCCAGAUGUAGGACACGGAAGGACACGAGGAGACGUGAAGCAAAACGUAGUCCAGAGGUCAUCAGUGUUUACCACAAAACGCUUCAUUAGAUUACACGUCACCAAAUGUCAGCAUCGUGUUUAUUCUUAGCCCUUGAAUCAAGUUGAAGAGAAACUCUAAAGCAGAGAAAGCGUAUUCAUGUAGUUGGCCCGUGGGUGCAGGACAGUCAAAGUCUUGAAUCAAGCCUCUCUGCUGUGCAUUGUGGGAACUAUUGUGUGCAUGAUCGGGUUUUCGGUGGCAAACGAGUUUCCCCCCUGGGGAUUUAAAAAGCUUUUCUAAUCUAAUUCUAAUCUAAUCUAAAACUGGGACAGGUGCCAUCCCUCUUUCCCCUCGUUCAUGCUUUUUUGCAUAGUGUUCAGAUUAUUAAUUGCUGUUGUCCCUUGACUUUGCAUUCACAUUUAACGUGCAUAUGUAAUUCUCAGCUGUCAGAGGUCAGCAUUUCUCUGAAUCAACUUGAAUUAUGUAACCGACUCCCAUUAGCAACCGUCAGCUGAUGUGCCAUUUCAUGUGGAUGCACUCUGCACUCCCCCUCCCUCCCCUCCCUCCCCCCACCUUUAUCCACUGAAAGAAACAAACAUGAAUUAUUUGUGAAGGUUGUUCCUGUGAAAGACGCCCCGACCCGGCGGGAACACGGAAGCGUUCAUGGCGACAGCGCCACUCCGGUCAACAUCUGUUCUCCUCCGUUUAAUGAGACUCCCUCGUUAGUCCCGAAUGUGGAAGUGUGUGUACGGCCUCCAGGAACCUCACGUCUCAACAGGGGGUCGACCGGAUUCAUGAUUCCAGCGUCAAGUACCGUGGUUGGGUUUAAAUCACUACUACAGGCCGCAGAGCAAACGUGGUCUCUGGACUUCAGGUGCUGCAUACGCUCCACUCGUUCCAAUGGAGAACCAAAGUCACACCAACACGCCGAUAGUCAGACACGGCGUGGUUGGAUACUCGUCUUGCAUAUAGACUGUUGCUCCUAUUUGUUUUUUCAACCAACACACGGUUUCAUUCGUCAGAGUAUUAAAGUCACACAAAUCCAUGCUGUGACUUCCCAAUUCGUUUCAUGGAUUAUGGGAUAGAGGUUUUGAGUCGAGUUUGAGUUUUCUCAUUAUGUACACCACAUACUUUUUUUUUAUCAGUGCAACAACUAAUAGACUGCACCGAUUUCUCAUUUCACUCGAAAAAAUACUAUAUGUUAUCCAUUUAUUGUCUGUCAUACACCAGUGCUAACAAGUCUGCGUUCACGCAGGCAUGAGAAAACAGCGAGACUUGCAGCGUACCUUUACCUGUCUGCAGAGCGGAAGCGUGUUCAGGGUUUGUGGAGUCAUAUGGCUGCAAGAUAUCCAUCAGCCUGUAGGCAUCUCCUACUGUAUGCGAGAAUAGCCACCAUACCAAAGAGGAUUAAUAAAACACAGGUGGAAUACAUUCUUAAAUAUACGUCGUCGUCUGCAAGUCUUUGCUGUUCGGAGAGCUCGGGGGUCCGUCCCCUGAGGAGCAAUAAAAGAAUUAUAUCAUUCAAUAUUGA